Alternaria atra is the source of this 1155-nucleotide messenger RNA. RefSeq lists its product as uncharacterized. The coding region runs from base 1 to 1155 and encodes 384 amino acids. Lineage: Eukaryota; Fungi; Ascomycota; Dothideomycetes; Pleosporales; Pleosporaceae. The transcript has a single exon. The record is from RefSeq and is a predicted model, not a curated record.
AUGCCGGAUUGGGACUUAGUAUCGCUGCCCAGGGCCCCACCCUUAUUCGCCGACCUGACUGAGCGGGAACUGUACCUUGUCAAGAGCGUCUCCCAAGGACGAACGCGCAUCGACCAGUUCUUAAUCUCGUCAAGCUUUCGCAUCUGCCACCACAGAGCCUUUGCGCAACAACUCCACAACGCCACUUCAUGGGUUCAAGACUCGUUGAUCGCCACGGCAGCUCUCCUGGCUUGCGAGUAUGAGCCUGGUUCCGGCCAUGAGGACCGAGUCAUCGGCCACAGACGCGCAGCUUCUGCAGUUUCCACAUUGCGGUCUGUGAAGAACGUCGAUUCUGGAGUCCUUCCUACUGUUCUGAUGCUUUCAGUAAGCGCAAUCACCUUUGCCCUACAUAUUUCGGGACAAUCGUUGGAGAUAUGCCGAUACAGCCUCGACCUCAUUAAGCCCAUAUACGAGUCGACAACGAAACUUACCUCAGACUGUCUCGCCUUCGUCAUCUGUCUCGUUCAAGCCGAGACUGAAGAGUGUAUUUUACGGGGCGAGGUACCAACCUUACGAUUCAAGGCUGAGGGACUAGAUGAUGUCGUUGAUCGAUACCUAGGCAUCGCAUGGCCCAUGUUGCCAUACCUUUACGACGUUUGCAAGAUCGCCAAUUCGCUACGCCAUGACAAACACCUUGAUAUAUCUGAAAUUACUCAAGCUUUAGACGCAAUUGAAGUGGCCGUUGAGGGAUGGAUACCAAGAAUGCCCGAAAGCCACAUUACUCGCUUCUUGCAAGAAGAGCUGGCUAGUAUUUUGGCUCAAGCAAGACUAUAUCGCUGGUCCGUUUUACUUAUCACACACCGACUAAGACGUCCAUAUGGUGCAGCGGCAGCAAAAGGGACGGUCAUCUCAAAUGCCAUCCUAGAAGAGCUGCGCUUGAUUCUCCAGUCCACCGGGCGCUCGGUACCAGGUGCCAAUAUCCCGUACAUGUUCGCUUGCUUUGAGUUGGUCGAUCCAGCUAAACGCAAAAUGGCGCUUGAGAAGAUUGACGCUGUCGUUGAAUUUUCCAAAGAACUGAGAAUCAAGGUCAAGAAGCAAUUGACAGCGUUUUGGAUCAUCAAAGAUAACACGGAUCAAAUCCAUUGGAGGGACAUCAUCUCAUGGCUUCCUCAAUGA